Molecule: messenger RNA, 2001 nt
Organism: Dipodomys ordii (Ord's kangaroo rat)
Lineage: Eukaryota; Metazoa; Chordata; Mammalia; Rodentia; Heteromyidae
Gene: Padi4
Product: peptidyl arginine deiminase, type IV
Exons: 16
Coding region: 1-2001 (666 amino acids)
Cellular component (GO): cytoplasm
Molecular function (GO): calcium ion binding; protein-arginine deiminase activity
Source: RefSeq, a predicted model, not a curated record
AUGGCCCAGGGGACAGUGAUCCAUGUGGCCCCAGAGCAGCCAACGCGUGCCGUGUGUGUGCUGGGCACCGCGGUACAGCUCGACGUCCACAGCUCUGCCCCCAAGGACUGCAAGUCCUUCAGCAUCUCCGCCUCCCCAGGGGUGGUUGUGGAAGUUACCCACAGCCCUCCAGCCAAGAAGAGCUCCACAGAUUCCAAGUGGCCCCUGGUCCCCGAGCUGGAGGUGACUCUGCAGGUGAACACUGCCAGCAACAGCACCGAUGACCAGAAGGUUCAGAUUUCAUACUAUGGGCCCAAGACUUCAAGGGUCCAAGCCCUCCUCUACCUCACCGGAGUGGAAAUCUCCCUGCACGCAGACGUCACCCGCACCGGCAAAGCGACCAGCACCAGAGCCAUGAAAGACCAGAGGACCUGGACCUGGGGCCAAGGUGGACAAGGUGCCAUCCUGCUGGUGAACUGUGACAAAGAUGACCCCAAGUCUUCUGCCCCGGACUGCGAGGAUGAUCAUGUGGUGGACCACAAAGAUCUGCAGGACAUGUCCCUGCUGACCCUGAGCACCAAGGCCCCCAAGAACUUCUUCAGCCAGCACCAGCUGCUGCUGCACGUGGCCAAGGCUGAGAUGGAGAAAGUGAGAGUGUUCCAGGCCACACGGGGCGGCCGUCCGUCCAGGUACAAGGCGGUCCUGGGGCCACAGAAGUCCUCGCACUGCCUGAAGCUCCAGGGCGGCCAGCACCGCGUGGACUUCUACGUGGAGGGCCGGGCCUUCCCCGACGCCGACUUCCCCGGCCUCAUUUCCCUCGGCAUCUCCCUGCUGGACACAUCCAACCCGGAGCUCCCCGAGACCCUGCUUUUCCAAGACAGCGUGGUCUUCCGUGUGGCCCCCUGGAUUAUGACUCCCAACACCCAGCCCCCCCAGGAGGUGUAUGUGUCCAGGAUUUCUGAUAACGAAGCCUUCCUGGAGUCGGUGGCUGCUCUGGCCAAGAAAGCCAAGUGCAAGCUGACGGUCAGCCCGCUGGAGGAGAACAUGGACGACCAGUGGAUGCAGGAUGAAAUGGAGAUCGGCUACAUCCAGGCCCCCCACAAAACGCUGCCGGUGGUGUUCGACUCCCCAAGGGACAGAGGCCUGAAGGACUUCCCCCUCAAACGCGUCAUGGGCCCAAACAUGGGCUACGUGACCCGAGGGCUGGACUCAGAAGAGAUCACGGGGCUGGACUCCUUCGGGAACCUGGAGGUGAGCCCGCCAGUGGUGGUGGGGGAGAAGGAAUACCCGCUGGGCAGGAUUCUCAUCGGGAACAGCAGUUACCCCAGCCCAGACAGUCGGGACAUGCACAAGGUGCUGCAGGACUUCCUGGAGGCCCAGCAGGUGCAGGCUCCCGUGAAGCUGUACUCUGACUGGCUGUCCGUGGGCCAUGUGGAUGAGUUCCUGAGCUUCGUGCCCGCAUCUGACAGGAAGGGCUUCCGGCUUCUCCUGGCCAGCCCCAGGUCCUGCUACAGACUAUUCCAGAAGCAGCAGGAAGAAGGUCACGGAGAGGCUCUGAUCUUCCAAGGAAUCAAGAGUAAAAGACAGCAGACGAUAAAGGCCAUCCUGUCCAACAAGGUUCUGAAAGAACAGAACUCCUAUGCCCAGAGCUGCAUCGACUGGAAUCGAGGGGUGCUGAAGAGGGAGCUGGGCCUGGCCGAGGAGGACAUCGUGGACAUCCCACAGCUCUUCAAGCUCACGGGCAACUCCAAAGCGAGGCUCAAGGUGGUGGCCUUCUUCCCCAACAUGGUGAACAUGCUGGUACUGGGGAAGCACCUGGGCAUCCCCAAGCCCUUCGGGCCCCUCAUCAAUGGCCGCUGCUGCCUGGAGGAGAAGGUGCGCUCGCUGCUGGAGCCGCUGGGCCUGCACUGCGUCUUCAUCGACGACUUCGCCCCGUACCACAUGCUGCAUGGGGAGGUGCACUGCGGCACCAACGUGCGCCGCCAGCCCUUUAGCUUCAAGUGGUGGCACAUGCUGCCCUGA